Messenger RNA from Diutina rugosa, 1617 nucleotides. RefSeq names its product bifunctional choline kinase/ethanolamine kinase. Gene Ontology annotation, cellular component: cytoplasm. Gene Ontology annotation, molecular function: ethanolamine kinase activity; choline kinase activity. Lineage: Eukaryota; Fungi; Ascomycota; Pichiomycetes; Serinales; Debaryomycetaceae. The coding region runs from base 1 to 1617 and encodes 538 amino acids. The transcript has a single exon. Gene Ontology annotation, biological process: phosphatidylethanolamine biosynthetic process; phosphatidylcholine biosynthetic process. The record is from RefSeq and is a predicted model, not a curated record.
AUGGAUGUUGUCCCCCAUCGGAGUCGGUCUCGGAGUCGUCUGCGGAACCUGCUGCGGUCAUCGUCUCGGCGCCCGCUGAUGAAUCGGCGCUCGCUUUCCAGUUCAAGCAUCUCCAAGCUCACGGUCUCGCAAACGCAAUUGGAUCCGAAUACCCUGGUGCCGCUGGUCGCAGCAGUGCUUGACAAUUCUCUUCCCACCGACUUCCUCAAGCAGGACGUUCUCGGUCUCAUCAAAACCCUCCGAAUCCCUAAAUGGUGGAAAAAGAACUUGACUCUUGAUAAUCUUGUGUUGAAUCGAUUGAGUGGCGCUUUAACCAAUUCUAUCUACAAAAUCCUGUACAACGAUUCAUCUGUGAAGGUUCCAUCGUUGUUAUUGCGGGUGUAUGGCAAGAACGUCGAGUCUCUUAUCGAUCGUGAUGGCGAGCUCCGGGUACUUAUGAAGCUUCUGCAAAAGAACAUUGGGCCUCGACUUUUGGGUAUCUUCACGAAUGGUCGCUUUGAACAGUUUCUUGAGGGAUUCGAACCGCUUAAUAAGGAACUCAUCCGUGAUCAUGUCAUCUCACAAAUGUUGGCUCGUAGAAUGAAGGACUUGCAUUACAAGUUUGAUCUUAGUGAGUCUGACUACCCGGUGGACAAAAAAACAGAUCAAGUUGUUCCCGUGUGCUGGAAGCAGAUCCAUAAAUGGAUGGAUGUUUUCGAAAACGAAUUCCUUCCACUUUACGGUGAGGACAAUCCGGCCAUCAUUGAUACAUUUAUGGGUAUGAGCUUUGCUGAGUUCCGGAAAUUAGUGGGGAAUGUUCAAAACUGGCUCUUCAAAAAUUACAAUGGCUCUAAGAUUAAGUCUGACAUUAAAUUUUGCCAUAACGAUACCCAAUACGGUAAUCUCUUAUUGCAAAAGGACUUCAACCUCAAGGACGUUGCCCCUAUUGCUGAUGAAGCUACGGUGGUCACCACUGAACCCAAGUAUGACUCCAACCUUGCGGUAAUUGACUUUGAGUACCUGGGACCUAACUUUCCGGCAUUCGACAUUGUCAACUUUUUCCUGGAAUGGAUGCUGGACUACUACAACGAAAGCAAACCAUAUUGGAUUUUUGAAGAAAACUACCCUACACAAGUAGAUCAGUUUAACUUCAUCAAGCUGUACAUUGAAUAUGAGUUCAAAUAUCCCACCUCAUCUUUCAAGACUGCCACGAAGCCGCAAACUAGUGUAGCAAGCCAUGAGGAUAGCCACGAAGUUGCUGCUGAACUCAUACAGUAUGAAGUGCAAAAACUCUACAAUGAGUGUGUCUAUUGGCGAAGCUCGGUGCAAAUAUACUGGUUUCUCUGGGGACUCAUUCAGGGCGGGCCCCCUAAGAGUGUAAGCAACGGUCAUUCUUCGUCUACUACAGGGAUCAACACUACCUAUAAUUUUUCCACUACUGAUGAACUACUGGCAGCAUUUGAUGAAUGUGCCAUCGAGGAGGAAGACGAUGAUUUCGACUAUCUCAAGUACUCUCAACAAAAACUCGCAUUAAUUAUUGGUGAUGGGCAAAGUUUCGGCUUAUUGCCAAAGGAUUGUGUCGCAGAGAAAUACCGUCCCUUAAUCAAACAUUUGGACACCACUUUGUUAGAUAUUUAG